Lasiosphaeria miniovina is the source of this 1871-nucleotide messenger RNA. Its product is annotated as FAD binding domain protein. Gene Ontology annotation, molecular function: FAD binding. The transcript has 3 exons. The record is from RefSeq and is a predicted model, not a curated record. NCBI's taxonomy places the organism in Eukaryota, Fungi, Ascomycota, Sordariomycetes, Sordariales, Lasiosphaeriaceae. Bases 325 to 1590 code for a protein of 421 amino acids.
CACUUCUUUCGUACCCCUGACGAAGGGACGUGAGACGCGGUGGCGUACAUGCUCAAAUGAAGAACAAUAAGCCCUACAGAGGUUGGCAGGAGCGCAUUAGGAAGGAUGUGGACUUGAGCGGGUCUUGCUCGGGCUCGUCGGUACUCACUAAUCAAUCCAUCCUUAUGAGAUGGGACCAGCAGGCCCCCCCGGGGUUGGGAUCGUUCCCUCACCUUGGCGUUCCUGAUUCCUUGGCUCCUGAAAAUCAUCAUCUGCCUCUCUCAAUCACCGCCACGCCAGAUCAAUCCCAUCGAGGCCACAAGCGAAACCGACAAAGCCCUGAGAAUGGCAAGCCAGCCAAAGUCAGUCGUCAUCAUCGGCGGCUCGCUCGCGGGGCUGCUGCACGGGCUGAGCCUCAAGCGGCGCGGGAGCAACGUCGUAGUACUAGAGCAGGACCAGAGCACGAUGCGCAGCGGGCACGAGGCCGGCAUCGCGUACGGGCCGGGGGUGGGGGAGCUGCUCGACAAGUACGACGACACGGGCGUCGCCAGCCACGCGUCGGCGGCGGCGACGCGCAUCGCCUUCCGCAAGCGCGAGGACCUCAAGACGGUCAACUUGGUGCGCCACCUGUCGUCGUGGGUGCUGCUGUACCGCAUCCUGCGGGCCAACUUCGACGGCACCGCGUCCAAGGCCGUGCCGAGCCCGCCGCCGCCGCGCGCCGGCGACGGCACCGCCGAGUACCGCGCCGGCAAGCGCGUGACGGGGCUCGCGUACGACGAGCGCGCCGGCUUCGUGACGGUGCGCUAUGUGAGCCGCGACGGCGAUGGGGGUGAGGAGUCGGUCACAGCGGACCUCGUGCUCGCCGCCGACGGCGUGCACUCGACCGUGCGCGGCCUCGUCAACACUCCUACCGCCAAGGAAUAUUCAGGCUACGUGUCGUGGCGCGGCACGGUGCCGGAGAAGGACCUGCCGCCGCGCACGGCCGCGUAUUUCAAGAAUAAUGCCACGCUCGACUUUCUCAAGCGCAACUACAUUGUCGGAUACACCAUCCCGGGCGACGCGGGCGGGGAGGACCGCCUCAUCAACUUCGUGUGGUACUUUAACUACGAGGAAGGGUCGACAGAGCUGGAGGAGGCACUGACGGACAUCCACGGGCACCGGCACGCGAACACGGUGCCCGUGGGGCUCGUGCAGCCGGCAGUAUGGAAGAGGCACCUGGCUUCGGCGCUGCCGGCGGUGGCAGCGCCGUUCGCGGAGCUCAUCUCGAGAGCCAAGACGCCCUUCGUGACAAAAGUCAACGACGUCUUCACCGAGCGGGCCACUUAUUGUGGUGGCCGCGUCGUGCUGGUCGGCGACGCGCUCGCCACGUUCCGCCCGCACCUGGCGCUCGCGACCGAGCAGGCCGCGCGCCACUGUCUAGGUCUCGAAAAGGUGUGGGACGGCGACAAGACACUUCAAGAGUGGGAGCGCGAGGUGCUGACGUGGGGGAGGAAGAUCUGGAUGGGCAGCAGGGUGCUCGGCAUCUAUGGCCAGGGGACCUGGUGGCAGUUCUUUAAGAUUAUCGGCGCUUAUAUCUUGCUGGUUCUGAGGUUACGGUGGGGGAAGCUUUGAGUGGGUAGGAGUUACUUGUAGAAAUGGGUGUAUUUUUUACUCGGGGUUAUGACCUAGACUUGACGUUUCGAAAGAUUUUGGUUAAUAUGUAAGGGCCAUUGUUGAUUUACCUCUCUAUCAAGGUGAUAAAGUACCAAGUCUUUUAGAUAGACUUUGAUGUUGUCUUUGUUGAAGUUAAACAUGGAUUAUGGAUGAUGACAUGGCAACAAACGUGACAGAUUCAAUAUGCUGCAGUUGAUUUAGAUCAAUAGUGUCACUUGAAGCAUCCGAGACGUCAUGCC